Messenger RNA from Achroia grisella, 643 nucleotides. RefSeq names its product NADH dehydrogenase [ubiquinone] 1 alpha subcomplex subunit 11 (gene ND-B14.7). Gene Ontology annotation, biological process: mitochondrial respiratory chain complex I assembly. The record is from RefSeq and is a predicted model, not a curated record. The coding region runs from base 79 to 582 and encodes 167 amino acids. The transcript is spliced from 2 exons. Lineage: Eukaryota; Metazoa; Arthropoda; Insecta; Lepidoptera; Pyralidae.
UAAAUUUUACACUACAUUUUAUAUUACUGCGGUGUUGUGUAACUAUUUCCCUCAAAAUAAUAUUUAAUAAAAUAAACAAUGUUAAGUUACAAAUAUUACGACACACCGGAAGGCUCAGAUAUUUUUAAGAAAACCUUUGUAACUAGCAAAUAUGCCACGCUUACGGGUCUCGCUGCAGCUUCGUUUGACGUGCUUAUGUUCUCUCAUCCUAAAGGAGUAAUUAACACCGUAGGUCGUUAUGGAUUCAUUAUUGGUCCUCUCGUUGGGAUGGCAGCAGCGUUUACCGUCACCGCAAAUGUAGCUCAAAAUGUGAGGGGCAAGAAUGACGAAAUAAACUAUUUCCUUGGUGGAGCGGCCGCGGGUUCCAUUUUCGGAGCUUGGCAGAGGUCGAUAACGCUUGGAGUGCCAGCAGCUAUACUCCUCGGUGCCGCUGCGGUAAUUAAGAAGACCGCAGUAAAUGAGGGCUGGGUGUUCUUCCCUGAUGUACCUCACGCAACAAAAACUAUCCAGUCUGUUAGACAUGACUGGAGUUUAGUUAAAGAUGUGGAAGAAUACAAGAAUUUUACUACAGGUUCUAAAUGAAAGUCUUAUAAAGCGAGAUGGUAGUGUAAAUAUGAUCAGUUUGUUAAUUUAAGUGUUAUAA